Molecule: messenger RNA, 924 nt
Organism: Choloepus didactylus (southern two-toed sloth)
Lineage: Eukaryota; Metazoa; Chordata; Mammalia; Pilosa; Megalonychidae
Product: olfactory receptor 13A1-like
Biological process (GO): G protein-coupled receptor signaling pathway
Cellular component (GO): membrane
Molecular function (GO): G protein-coupled receptor activity; olfactory receptor activity
Source: RefSeq, a predicted model, not a curated record
AUGGCCAUUGGGAACGAGACAGAGGUGACCGUAUUCAUCCUGCAGAGCUUCACAGAAGACCCUGAGCUCCAGGCUGCCCUCUUCUGCCUCUUCUUCUCCCUCUUUGUGGUGGCCUUGGUUGGAAAUGGCCUGAUCAUUGCAACCAUACACUGCAGCCCCAACCUCCACACCCCCAUGUACUUCUUCCUGGUCAACCUGGCCAUGCUGGACAUGAUCUGCACCUCGUCCAUCCUGCCCAAGGUCCUGCAGAGCCUGGUUGCAGAGAGCACCAUCUCCUACGGUGGCUGCAUCAGCCAGAUGUUCUUCUUCACCUGGUCACUGAGUGCGGAGCUGCUUCUCUUCACUGCCAUGGCCUAUGACCGCUACCUGGCCAUCUGCCGGCCACUGCACUACGGCACCCUGAUGAGCACGAGGGUCUGUCUCACCCUAGCAGCCUUCGUGUGGUCUGUGGGAGCACUCAAUGCUUUCCUGCUCACCGGACUUGUCCUCCGGCUGUCCUUCUGUGGCCCCAACACCAUCGCGCACUUCUGUGAAAUCUCUCCUGUGCUGCUGCUGUCCUGCUCCCCCACCUUCCUCACUGACACCAUGACCAUCAUGGCAGACAUGUUCCUGUCCGGGAUGAACUUCCUGCUCACCAUGGUGUCCUACGGCUGCAUCAUCGCCUGCAUCCUGCGCAUCCGCUCGGCAGAGGGCAAGCGGCGGGCCUUCUCCACCUGCUCCUCCCACCUCGUCGUGGUCACCGUGCGGGACACUGUUCUCUACACCUAUAUCCGGCCGGCCCUUGGCUCUGCUGGGCUUAUGGACAAGGUGGUUGCCGUAUUGUACACCAUCGUGAGUCCCACUCUGAACCCACUCAUUUAUACCCUGAGGAACAAGGAAUUCAAAGCAUCCCUUAAAAAACUCCUCUUCCUGUUCUCCAAAUGA